AUGCCGCCUCGCCUCGCCUCGUCCCGCCUCGUCCCCGCCCUCGCGCUUUUCGCGCUCCUCUGCUUCGCGCGCGUGGAUCACGCCGCGUGCAACGCGCGCUCGCUCGGCCUUCCGCGUUUCGCGGGGAGGUUCGGCGGGUUGGUGGGGGGAGCGGGGACAGGCGGUAGCUGGUCCUUCUUCCGCCCCGCCCGGACCGGCGGCGGUGGCGGAAAUGGGGCGACGAGCGGCGGGCAGAGCGGGCAGGGCGGGUUGGGCUCGCAAGGAGGUGGCGGAAUGAGCGGACAACCGGGUAGCGCGGGCGGGGGAGGCAUGGGCGGAGGGGAAAUGGGCGGAGGAGGCAUGGGCGGAGGAGGCAUGGGCGGAGGAAGCAUGGGCGGAGGAAGCAUGGGCGGAGGAGGCAUGGGCGGAGGAAGCAUGGGCGGAGGAAGUAUGGGCGGAGGAAGUAUGGGCGGGGGAAGCAUGGGCGGAGGAGGCAUGGGCGGAGGAGGCAUGGGCGGAGGAGGCAUGGGCGGGGGAGGCAUGGGCGGAGGAGGCAUGGGGGGAGGAGGCAUGGGGGGAGGAGGCAUGGGCGGAGGAGGCAUGGGGGGAGGAGGCAUGGGGGGAGGAGGCAUGGGGGGAGGAGGCAUGGGGGGAGGAGGCAUGGGGGGAGGAAGCAUGGGGGGAGGAGGCAUGGGCGGAGGAGGCAUGGGGGGAGGAGGCAUGGGGGGAGGAGGCAUGGGCGGAGGAGGCAUGGGGGGAGGAAACAUGGGGGGAGGAGGCAUGGGCGGAGGAGGCAUGGGCGGGGGAAGCAUGGGCGGAGGAGGCAUGGGCGGAGGAAGCAUGGGCGGAGGAGGCAUGGGCGGGGGAGGCAUCGGAGGAGGCAGCGGGUCAUUGGGUGGGAGUGCGUGUGGCAACAGCAGCAGCAGCAGGAGCGCCAAGCUCACGAGCAGCAAUGGCAAGAGGGUGAUGGCAAGCAACGGGUGUCCGGGGUACGACUGGCGAGUGCAGGCCACGCUGUACUCGCCGCUGCAGCAGGCGCUGUCCUUUGCCGUGCCGCUCGCCCCCACGCUCUCCUCUACCUCUAUUCCCGUCGCCCUCCGCGGCACCUGCAAGAUGGGACCCAUUGGCUUCGCACUUAACGGCGUGCCCUUCUACAGUGCAUGUGACGCCCUGGGUCGGGACGCCUUGCAGUAUGAGGGCGCCACGGACGCCUUGCAGUACGAGGGCGCAACCUUUGACACGUGUGGGGGGCACCCCACGCCCUCGGGCCAGUACCACUACCACGUCGCGCCCGGCCUCGCCAACCCCUCGGCCAUCUCCGCCUCUUGCACCACCGACUUCCAGCUCUGCAGCUCGUCUUUCUGGCAGGACGCCCCGGGCCAGCACUCCCCCCUCGUGGGCUUCCUAGCAGACGGCAUUCCCCUCUACGGCCCGCGGGGGGCAGGGGGAGCGCUGCCCUCUGGGCUGGAUGAGUGCGGGGGACACGUGGGCGACGGCAGUGGGAGCGAGCCGGCGUUUUACCACUACCAUGUCGGCAGCACAGCGCCCUACACUGUGGCGUGCCUCAAGGGCUGUGUGUCGUCGUCUGACUGGUGCACCCUCGGCUCCGCCUUUUGCAGCAAGGCCAGCAAGCAAUACGACUACUCGCCCCUGGCAGCAGUGCAGGCAGCAUAG
Messenger RNA from Closterium sp. NIES-65, 1653 nucleotides. The record is from the annotation of a GenBank genome assembly. NCBI's taxonomy places the organism in Eukaryota, Viridiplantae, Streptophyta, Zygnematophyceae, Desmidiales, Closteriaceae.